AUGGCUGAAGAAGUACUGAAGUUAUUUGGUAUGUGGGCAAGCCCCUUUAGCAGAAGAAUAGAGUUAGCUCUCAAACUGAAGGGAAUACAAUACGAGUACAUAGAAGAAGACCUGUCCAACAAGAGUCUUUUGCUUUUAAAAUAUAAUCCUGUUCACAAGCAAAUCCCUGUGCUUGUACACAAUGGAAAACCAAUAGCAGAGUCACUCGUGAUUCUUCAAUACAUCGAGGAGACCUGGAAAACCAAUCCGCUUUUGCCUGAAGAUCCUUACGACCGAGCCAUGGCGCGUUUCUGGUCUAACUUCAUAGAUGAUAAGCUUUUGCAAACAAUACAGAAGGCUUGUGUGGGAAAAAAAGAGGAACAAGAGAAGGCAUGUGAGGAAGUUUAUGAGCAACUUAAGAUGCUUGAGAAUGAACUCAAAGGGAAGGAUUUCUUUGGAGGUAACACUGUUGGUUACCUAGACAUCGUCGCCAUUAUGAUAGCUUUCUGGUUAGAAGUAGUGCAAGAAGCUGCUGGGUUGGAGUUGAUCAAUGAAGAGAAGUUCCCAAUUUUACUCAAAUGGAGUAGGAACCUCGGCGCAAUAGAGGCUGCCAAUGAAUGUCGACCUCCAAGAGAGAAACUUGUAGAUGUUUAUAGAGCUAAAAUAGAAGCAACAAAAUUGGCUUCCAAGUAA
Messenger RNA from Tripterygium wilfordii, 672 nucleotides. Its product is annotated as glutathione S-transferase U8-like. NCBI's taxonomy places the organism in Eukaryota, Viridiplantae, Streptophyta, Magnoliopsida, Celastrales, Celastraceae. The coding region runs from base 1 to 672 and encodes 223 amino acids. Gene Ontology annotation, biological process: glutathione metabolic process. Gene Ontology annotation, cellular component: cytoplasm. The transcript is spliced from 2 exons. The record is from RefSeq and is a predicted model, not a curated record. Gene Ontology annotation, molecular function: glutathione transferase activity.